This is a messenger RNA of Symbiodinium necroappetens, 486 nucleotides long. The record is from the annotation of a GenBank genome assembly. Lineage: Eukaryota; Dinophyceae; Suessiales; Symbiodiniaceae.
AUGAGAGGUCGUGCAGUCACCUUCAAGGAGGACAUGCGGACCUUGAAUGAUGUCAUGCGAGCUGCCAAGCAUCCAAAAGGUGCCGUGCAGCUGAAGCUCCGCGAGAUCGAGCGGGGGACUUUCUCGGCGCGCAGCUAUUCGCCCCUUGGACCGACGCCUGCUGAGAAGCAGGACAUGGAGCGCGCUGCCAAAGAGAAGGCCGAGAAGGAGGGCGAACGAAAAGAGGAGGCGGAGAGGCCGCGGCCCAGAAGAGGCGCGAGGGUCGCCGGCGGAGGAGCCGCUCCCGCUCCCGGAGGCGCUCCGAGCGCGACUGAGCCCAGCCGAGCAGGGGAAAAAGGAGGAGAGCUGGGCCGAGCUGGCUGGGAGUCCUCUUCCGCGCAUUUGUUGUUGUUGCUGCCGUGCUUCGGAGAUUCUGCCUUUUUCGCAGUGCGGCUCAAGCGAGAGUGGCCGCUCCUCCUCCAAUCGCCGGCAGAUGGCACAGAGUAA